Messenger RNA from Pungitius pungitius (ninespine stickleback), 832 nucleotides. RefSeq names its product cystatin-A-like. Gene Ontology annotation, molecular function: cysteine-type endopeptidase inhibitor activity. Gene Ontology annotation, cellular component: cytosol. NCBI's taxonomy places the organism in Eukaryota, Metazoa, Chordata, Actinopteri, Perciformes, Gasterosteidae. The record is from RefSeq and is a predicted model, not a curated record. The transcript has 5 exons. Bases 323 to 832 code for a protein of 169 amino acids.
UGAAUAAUGUGAAUUACCUCUUUUUUUUUACUAAUCAAAAUGACCAAACAACCUGUUUCAACAGUGAAAUAACUACAGGAAGCAAUUUUAUUUUACAUCCGGAAAUUAUUUGGCAUCAUUUUUUUGUACCAACCAAUAGAAAUGAAAUUGUUUGUAUUUAGAAGAAGUACGUUGAAUCCAUAACCUCUAGAUCCACCUUUCUCUCUCCAUCCAGGAUGGUUAAGAAGUAUAAAUACAUGUGAUAACCAGUCGACUCUGAACACUAAUCCAACAUACAGGCAGACAGGUGACUUCUCUGUUAACUUCAACAGACUGUGUGACAAUGGGUCAAAAACCUGGAGGAUGGAGUGAGACAAAGGAUGCCACUGAGGACAUUCAGGAGAUUUGUGAUCAGGUGAAGAACCGAGUGGAGGAAAGAACAGACAAGAUGUAUCAGGAAUUCAAAGCAGUUCUAUACAGGGAACAGCUUGUGGCUGGAGAGAACUUUCUCAUCAAGGUUAAGGUUGGAAAAGAGGACUACCUCCACCUGAGUGUCUUUAGAGCACUUCCGUGUGAUGGAGGGAGGAUUGUGCUUAAGGGUGUGCAGCAGCACAAACGCUGGGAAGACCCCCUCAUACCUUUUGACUGUGUGACAAUGGGUCAAAAACCUGGAGGAUGGAGUGAGACAAAGGAUGCCACUGAGGACAUUCAGGAGAUUUGUGAUCAGGUUAAGGUUGGAAAAGAGGACUACCUCCACCUGAGAGUCUUUGUACCAGCUUUGCGUGAUGUAAAGAUUGAGCUUGUGGGUGUGCAGGAGCACAAAAGCGCGCAUGACCCCCUCGUACCUUUUUGA